Cladocopium goreaui is the source of this 570-nucleotide messenger RNA. Lineage: Eukaryota; Dinophyceae; Suessiales; Symbiodiniaceae. The record is from the annotation of a GenBank genome assembly.
AUGGGACGCAGCGCCAGCCGAAGCCGCGAGGGAAGCGGAAAGGGGGAGAAGGGCGACAGCAAACGUGAAAAGGGCACGGUCAACACAUGGAACAACGACAGGCAGUUCGGCUUCGUUUCGUGUGAUAGCGGCCGACAAGAUCUCUUCACCCAUGCCGAGUACAUUACGGACACCAAUGCCCGCUACGAUGCCAAGACCAGGGGGUUGCGUCGCGGCGACAGGAUUGCCUUUGAUGUGGAGGAGCCGCAAGGGAACAAGAAGAGCAUGCAGGCUGUGAAUGUGGAGAUCCUUGACCUUGUGAAACGUUCACGUAGCCCUUCGCGGCGCCGAAGCCGCAGCCGUGGCCGUGGAGGUGGAGGACGUGGGCGCUCCAGGUCGCGAGGCCGCAACACGCGACCCAUGGAUCAAAGGGACUCCGGGCGCCCGAGCGAUGGAAACAGCGGUGGAAAGCCUCGCGCUCGUUCCGACUCGCGGAAAGCGCCGCCGAAGCGCCGUGACUCCCGUAGGCGUAGCCCGCCGCCGCGCCGCCGCGACAGCCGCAGUAACAGCCGCCGUCGAAGGAGCCCGUGA